Molecule: messenger RNA, 10346 nt
Organism: Tympanuchus pallidicinctus (lesser prairie-chicken)
Lineage: Eukaryota; Metazoa; Chordata; Aves; Galliformes; Phasianidae
Gene: TBCK
Product: TBC1 domain containing kinase
Exons: 26
Coding region: 247-2928 (893 amino acids)
Biological process (GO): activation of GTPase activity; protein phosphorylation
Molecular function (GO): protein kinase activity; GTPase activator activity; ATP binding
Source: RefSeq, a predicted model, not a curated record
GGCGCCGCCCGCUGAGGUACCCGUGCUGCGUGCUGAGGUACCCGCCCUGCGCGAGCCCCGACCCUGCCCACACGGUUCUGCCCGAGCAGGCAGCUGCAUGCCGGGCUCUCUUGAGGGAACGGCUCAGGGUGUGGGGCUGGGGGACGUUCUUCGGUGGCCGCUAGUGACGGGCGGAGCUGAGAGAGGGCCGUCAGGUGCCCGCCAGGAACACGGCCUGCUUGGAAGAGCUAAAGAUUGUGCAGAGAAAUGUUUCCUUUAAGAGAUACUGAGAUGGGUGCUUCCACCUUCUUUGCCUCAGCUCUUCCGCAUGAUGUUUGUGGAAGUAAUGGCCUUCCUCUGACACCCAACUCCAUCAAAAUUUUAGGGAGGUUUCAAAUCCUUAAAACAAUCACCCAUCCUAGGCUUUGCCAGUACGUUGAUAUUACCAGAGGUAAACAUGAGAGACUGGUUGUGGCUGCUGAACACUGUGAAAAUAGUCUGGAAGAUUUGCUACGAGAGGGAAAGCCAGUCAGUUCCUCGAGGAUUUUAUGUAUUGCGUAUGAAGUUUUGCAAGGUUUGCAAUAUAUGAACAAACAUGGAAUGGUCCACCGAGCGCUCUCCCCUCGCAAUAUUCUUUUGGAUCGAAAGGGACACGUUAAGUUGGCUAAAUUUGGACUUUACCAUAUGACUGCUCAAGGUGUUGAUGUUGAUUUUCCUAUAGGAUACCCAUCUUAUCUGGCACCUGAGGUAAUUGCGCAGGGAAUAGUCAAACCACGUGAUCAUACUCAGUGUGAGAAGCCUCUGCCUUCUGGCCCUAAAUCGGAUCUCUGGUCUCUUGGCACAAUACUAUUUGAGCUUUGUGUGGGGAGAAAAUUGUUCCAGACUCUGGAGAUAGCAGAAAGGUUAAAAUUUGUAAUUGCACUAGGCUAUGUAGAUGAUAUUGUGACUGUAUUAGCUGAAGAACACGGUUGCCUUGAUAUUAUUAAGGAUCUUUCUGAAAAUGUCUUAACUCUGCUGAAAAAAUGCCUUACAUUCCAACCUUCUAUGAGGCCAACUCCAGAGGAAUUGAUGCGUGACUGUUUGUUCAGUGAAGUAUCUUUGGCAUACCCUCCAUUUCACAAAUCUGCUGGACUGUUCUCGUCCUCUCCAAGGUGUGCUGACUUAACGCUGCCUGAAGACAUAAGUCAGUUAUGCAAAGAUGAAGAUAAUGAUUACUUAGCAGAAAGAUCAAUUGAAGAGGUUUAUUAUCUCUGGUGUCUGGCUGGAGGAGACUUAGAGAAAGAACUUGUCAACAAGGAAAUCAUUCGAUCAAAGCCACCUAUCUGCACACUUCCCAACUUUGUGUUGGAAGACGGUGAAAGCUUUGGGCAAGGACGAGAUAGAAGUUCCCUUCUAGAUGACACAACUGUGACUUUGUCUCUGUGCCAGCUCCGAAAUAGACUGAAGGAUGUUGGUGGGGAAGCAUUUUAUCCGUUACUUGAAGAUGACCAGUCAACUUUACCUCAUUCAAAUAGUAGCAGUGAGCUGUCUGCAGCUGCCAAUCUACCUCUGAUCAUCCGGGAGAGGGACACAGAGUAUCAGCUAAACAGAAUUGUUCUGUUUGACAGACUGUUGAAGGCCUACCCUUAUAAGAAAAACCAAAUCUGGAAAGAAGCCAGAGUUGACAUCCCUCCUCUUCUGAGAGGCAUGACCUGGGCUGCUCUGUUGGGUGUUGAGGGUGCCAUUCAAGCAAAAUAUGAUGCCAUUGAUAAAGACACACCGAUUCCUACAGACAGACAAAUUGAAGUUGAUAUUCCUCGUUGCCAUCAGUAUGACGAAUUGCUGUCAUCACCUGAGGGUCAUGCAAAGUUUAGACGUGUAUUGAAGGCCUGGGUUGUUUCCCAUCCUGAUUUGGUGUACUGGCAAGGCCUCGAUUCUCUUUGUGCACCAUUCCUAUACUUGAACUUUAACAAUGAAGCUCUGGCCUAUGCUUGCAUGUCUGCUUUUAUACCCAAGUAUUUGUAUAACUUCUUUCUGAAGGAUAAUUCUCAUGUUAUCCAAGAGUAUCUAACGGUGUUUUCUCAGAUGAUUGCAUUCCAUGAUCCAGAGCUGAGCAACCACCUUAAUGAAAUUGGUUUCAUUCCUGAUCUCUAUGCUAUUCCGUGGUUUCUUACAAUGUUUACACAUGUCUUUCCUUUGCAUAAAAUUUUUCACUUGUGGGAUACAUUAUUGCUUGGAAAUUCCUCCUUCCCAUUCUGCAUAGGGGUGGCUAUACUUCAACAACUGAGGGAUCGUCUUCUCGCAAAUGGAUUCAACGAAUGCAUUCUCCUUUUCUCAGACUUACCAGAGAUUGACAUUGAGCGUUGUGUUCGUGAGUCAAUCAACCUGUUUCGCUGGACCCCAAAGAGUGCUACGUACAGGCAAUAUGCACAGCCUCCUCGGCAAGCCAGUGAGAGCAGCAGCACAAGAAGUUCAAUGUCUUGCUUUUCUGUAGAUUAUCAGGAAGCACCUCGAGGUGACCUGUCUAGAGAUUCUAUCAAGUUGGAUGACCUGAAGGCAGAGGUGUCACCAAGGAUUUCAGCAGAAGAUCUGAUUGAUCUUUGUGAACUGACAGGACCAAGUCAUUCCAAAACACCUAUAAAAAAAACAAAGUCUAGCAAGCCAAAGUUGCUGGUGGUGGACAUCCGUAACAGUGAAGACUUUAACCGUGGCCACAUCUCUGGCAGCAUCAACAUCCCAUUUGCAUCAGCAUUUACUGCAGAAGGAGAUCUCAUCCAGUGCCCAGCAACUGCCACACUCCAGAGCUUUAAAGGAAGAGUUGUGGUGAUUGUAGGAAAUGCAGUGAAGAACACAGCUGCUUUUGCAGCUCAUCUGGUGAAGAGCAAGUACCCACGGGUCUGCAUCCUAGAUGGAGGAAUCAACAAGAUCAAACCAACUGGUCUCCUCACUGUUCCUUCUCCACAAAUAUAAAUGACUGUAAAUGUUCAGGAUGAUUUGUCUGAAUAGGCAAGUCUUGCAGUACAGCAUCAAUAUUCAGUGACUCUUGUUAUACAGUCUUUGGGUGAUCAGUAUCUCACCUUGCACAUCAAGAGCAAAGUUUUAUGAUUGUUCUUUGAUAUAGAGCUUCAUCUGCCACAGAUGAAAAAUGUGAAUCUUCCUGUUUUCUGAGUAACUUCUUUCAGGGGUGAUGUAGUGCAAAACUAGCAGAGCUCACCUGAGCUCAGUUAGUGUUGGGUAUCUUAGAAGUUUUUCUGCAGAAUGGCAUAUACUGGAUAGCCCUACGCUGUACUGAAAUAGAUUGUUUUUCAAAAGUAUUUUACUGUGAAUAUUGAAAGUAAUGAGCUGAAAUUGUCAUGUGUAUCAAAGAAGGAAAAGAUGUGUCCUCUCAUUUUAAAGAAUAAUUGCUGUAUCUUGUGACCUAUUUUUUUCUUUUUUUUUUUUUUUUUUUGAAAGCAUUUUUCAUCUGGAUUGGAAAUAAAGAUAUGUCCUAGAUUGGAGAUUGCUGUAAGAGCUGCUGCUAAGUCAAUCCAAGCUGUAUCAUGUACUGCAGAAGUGGAGAAGAGUUGCUGUUAAGUGGAGAAUUUGACAUUCAGUUUCCUGAAACAUGGCAAAUACGACUAUUUCUUAGACAAUUAUUGCAACAACAACAGAUUAUUGACAAUGCUUUAUCUGUGACAAUAGAUUGGGUACUCCACAAAUAAUAGAGUUUAUCUGUGUUAGAAGCUCACACCUUAACAAGAAACAAUACACUUUUAAUUUUCAUAUGGAAACAGCUUAGAGAAAUCUUUAAUACAGGAAAACAAGGUUGUAAAAAUGUAUGUUAAAAUGAUAGACAGUAUGUCUUUGAACUUAAUUUUUUCCCAAUUCUCACUUGCUUUAGAUAGGCACUAAGAAGAAGCUCUUCCAUUUGUUUCUACAUUUUUCAAGUUUAGAAAAUACUAGUAUAAAGCUUAAUAAGCACUGAAACUUGGAGUAGAAAAUAUGAUUUGUAAAAAGCCUGGUUACAGUUGCACAUUAGUUUCCAUUGUGAGCUUAACACCAUGCUCUUUGUUAAAACAAAAGCUGUGAGACAAUACUUGACUUCAUACAACUUCACUGUUAGGAUAACAAGGAUCUGCCUCGAGAGAUAUUGCUACUUAUCACACACCUUAGUUGGGGAUUUUCUAUCGUGAUUGGUUUAUAGAUUGGCAAAUAAGAACAUUGCGUUAACUAACUUCAUUUCCUUUUAGUUUGUCACAAGAGAUUUCCAAGACAAAACAGUUGUGAAAGGGGAGAAGAGGUCAGGGAGAAGGUUGUGAACUCAGCUCAUGAACAUUCUCUGUAGAUCAGGGGCAAGAUGAUUACUUGUAACAUUUUCUGUUAUUUUGUGUAACUGAUACCAUGGAAUACCAGGCAUUGUGGAAGGCGUUGAAAGAAGACUUGUUUUCUUCUGUGGGUGACCAGAAGAUUUUCAUCUGAACCUUCAGAAGCUAGUCUCUCUGGAGUUGGUACUGUUUCCAGGGAGGUUCAUUCUUACUGCAGCUGUUACUUUGCAAACCAUAGAGGAAAAGUAUGAUGAGUGAAAAGAAUACAGAGUGGGGGGAAAAAAAAAAACAUAAUACACCUCUCCUUAUCUUAGCUGUGAUUUGUCUUAAAAACGAACAAACAAGAAAACCCCAACAGUACAGCAUUACAGUAUGCUAAUGUGUAUAUGGACUAGGGUCAGCAUCAUAUCCUGAAGCUUUCAAGAAGUUUUUACUCUUUAAAACCCUAAGAUCUUUGGUAGAGUGACUGGGUAAGGAGAUCAGAAGACAAAAGUAGGAGGCAGUUGAUCACAUUUCUACAUCAGCAAAAGCUUUCUGCAAGAAUGUCUGGCAAGGUCUUUUGAGCUUGGUUAACUUUAAAAAUGAUGCAAAAGUGGGAGAACUGGGCAGACAACAUGCUUGCUAAUAGGACAAACCCAUCGUAUUGAUCAAACUUUUGUUUGGCUACUUGGAGAAAGAAAAAAAACUUUGCAGUGCCCUGAAGAACCAGUUCUAGCCCUAGUCUGUGGUGAAUUCGUUGAUAGAUAUCAUCUCAGAUGCUUAACAGCAACUGGAAAGCUCACCCAGAGUGUCAGUGACUGUAGUGAAGGGAAUGAACAGAACAAGUUACUCCAUCACAGAAAUAAACUUCAUGGUAUGUUUUAAAUAAACGCAGUGGCGUUAUAAUUUAAAAACAAAACAAAACAGAACCAACAACAAAAAAAAAACCAACAAUAAAAGAACCUGCACAAUACAAAACAAUCAUCUUCAUAAGAUCAUUGUCUCCUAAAAAGAGGCAACCUAUACAGAAUAUUCUCCCAAAAGUACAUCCUUAAAUUGUGGAAUUUGUUGCCAGAAGAGACCAGAAGUGUAAAAAUACUCAUAAAGAAGGAUCAGAGAUUUGUGGGAGAGCUGAGUCUUGGCCUGUUAAACACAAUGUUUUAUAAAUAGUCUUCAACUCAAGGAAUUUUUGAUCUGUUGAUUAAUCGAGACUGAAAGAAUAUACCAGAAUAAGAUUUCACACUGUUUCUUGAAUUCCUUUUUCACAUAUCUGCCUUUAAGAAAUUUUGGGAUAUACCUAAUACAGCAGUUCAGGUGAUGUUAUAUUUAUUAAAUAGAUUGCAUUAUGAAGAUAUAAAACAAUGUUUUAUGUUAUAUAUUAUGGUAUAAUAUAUGUAUAAUUAUAAAAAAUACAUAUUUAAGCCCACCUUGUCUUUUCCAUCUCCUUUGUUACAGGUAUUCAGAAAAGGACUGUAAGCCCCAAGAAUAGAAUGUCUUUAAGAAAACAGGAUAUUUUGUGUCCCCAGUUCCUCGUUCCUUUAGUAGGAAAGGUAGGAGGUGUUCAGUAUCACCUGCAGCUAGUAUUUAGAGCGAGAAGACAAAUUAUCUUUUGAGUGAAACAGAUUCAGCACUUCCUUUUUGACUAAUGCAUAUGUUUUUAUUAUUUAAAUAUUUGACAUUAUAGAUUUCAUCCACAUGCUCAGUUCUGGCUUUGAAUUUAGCUAAGUAAGGUUUGAGUCUUAUAUAUUCCAUUUUUGUGUGGAUAUAUUUUUGACAUAGAACUUCAAAGCUGCCAUUAAGUAAGAGCUUAUGUUACAAAGUGAUGUUUAUAUGUAUUUUUCAUGAGAAGUUGUGAGAGAAUGUGUGAAAAAGCAGGGUAUGUCAAGAACUGCUGAACAAUGCUGACUUUUCCCACAUUAAUAGAACUACCUGGAAAGUUCUGUAGCUAACAGUUACAGAUCUGCCAGUUGCUGGUAUACCUGUACUUACCACUUUAGUCAGUGUUUUUGAAACUGUGCCUGUAAAUAGGCACACUAUGUCUGGAUUCAGUUAGAUUAGACAGAUGCACAGUCACAAAAUUAAUUUUAAACUCCUUAUCCCUAGAAAAUGCUUGUGUUUUGUGGUAAUUUCUCAUUAGAUCAUUUAUCUUGGUUUUGUGGUGGUUAUGCAGUUUAAGAAAUGAGUGUCAAAACACUUUUACUCAGUUAUUCUGCCAAUUUUGGCAGUUUUCUGGUGGAACAAGCAGUUGUCAGGUUUCAUAGAGCUCUUGAGAGAUUUCUGGAGGCCAGGUUAUUUUAUCAUGUAUAUUUGUUACCAUUGCUUGGCCAGCAACGCUGUGCUCAUUCUUUGCUUUAGACUACAGCUAUAUACCAGGGAGAUCUAGUAGGGGCAAGCAACUACCAGUCUUCUGAGCUGAUGUUUUCUACUGCUAGAAGAAAAAUAUCCCAGCUAAAUAUUUCCCACCUUUUGGACUGGAAAAUGCAGCCUUUCUCAAACUCUUUUUUUCUCUCCUACAGUUUUAAAAACAUUCUGAAAUUGCUCCAGCCCUUUAGCCCAUAGCUUCCUGCCUGGGCAGUCAGGAACCCAUGGAGUGUUCAGGUGCGCGUCUAGGGACAACAGGGCAAAGGAGAUUAAACCCUCCUUUCUCAGUCUUGCAUCUGUUGAUCAUUGCAAACAAUUAAAUAAUUGCUGUUUAACUAGGGUGUCUUUUGAGAAUGUUAUUAGACUUUGUUUCUGCACCAUUUGGUUUUCAUUCUUUCUAAAGCAGGUAACUGUUAUUUUUAAAUUUUAGCAUGUUUCCUAUUUUAGAUUUCUAUUCUCCCUGUUGCCAAUAUAGAGUAUUUAGUAGACAGUCUUUCUAAUAUUUCUGACAUAAAAAUUAUAACCACAGCAUCUAGGCACAUGCAGGUUUGUAUUCUUGUACUUAAGUGAUUUCUUUUUCUGAUCUCCUAAUUUUUUUUAUACAAGUGUGAUGGACUGACUGAUUUGUUGGAAUGGACAAAGGUUUAAUUGUGAUCAACGUCCUUUCCUUGUGUCUUUUUCAAGGCUUUAAGCUAUCAUUGCAUUGUGCAGGCAUAAUACAGUGGUGCAAUGUUUUUUCUGUGACCUUCUAGAUAUAGUUGAAUACUUACCAAAUUUUUAGAUCUGCCAUCUCUUCUUUAUGAGUAUUACCUUCCAUAGGAAGGCUUGUCUUCUCCCACCUUUGUUGUCUUCCUAAGAACCUGCUGUAAGAGUGCCUGUGAUUGGGUUCUUAUGAAAUAGUUGUAUGUUACAGUCAGUGAGGCUACUCUUGCUGCUCGAUUCAGCUAAGGAAGAUGAAUAUUGGAGUAUCUCUUAGAUGGAAUGCAUGACACACAGCUCAAAUAAUGUUUCACAAAGAUAGUGUGGUAGUUUUGUGGCCUGAGACAUACUUGCUGUUCCUGUUUGCGGGGCAUUGAUGUCCAGAAUAUCCAUUUUGGAGAUUUAAUUUUUGUUUAUUACUUUGUAAUACUUAACUUAAGCAAGCACCAGAUUUGUGUAUUCAACUAGUUAAACUGUAGACUUUCCUUUUUGUUUGAAUCUCAAGCUACAGUGUUAGUAUUGUCAUUCUUUUAAAUUUGCAGUCUUGGUAAGGAUGUCAUGCCAGAAAACAUGUUCUGUUUUGGAAAUAGUGUUUCAUCCUCCUUUCAUCCACCAUGUGAUCUAAAGAUUGCUAAUGGUAGUGCUUUUUAAGCAGUCCCACUGAAUACCUGUUGGACAGCAGUCUGCAUUCUGAGACAACAGCAUCUGUAUUCUGUGAAGUUAGGUUCAAAAAAACAUCUCGUACUACCAUCAUCAUGUUGAACAUAUCUCAGUAUUGCACUAGGGCUGACUUUUUUUUACCAAGGUUAAAUGGACCAGUGUUACACAGUGUUUAAAGAGAAACUGGUUGGGAAGAAAAAAAAAUUGAGUAUUAUUGCCAUUAGAUCAACUUGUAAUUAGCUCUUGUAAAGCUUUCUCUAAUACUCUAAUGCAUUUAAUUGUGAUGUAAGUGGAUAUUCAAGUUAAGCUCUGGUAAUAGUCUUGCGUCUGUUGAUAGAGUGACACAAAUGUGUGCACUGUUAGAAUAUAUGUUUUUUGUCCUCUAGGACAAAAGCAUUAGUCCUGGUGCUCCAGGAGCUGUAUCCCAUAGUGUAUAGAUACUGAGUUUCCAGACUCAGUAAUCUGUGUGAAAUAACAGACACAGUUGAGCAUCCCAGAGAUCAAGGCGUUAGUCAUUGUGUUUAAUGGGAAUAACCAAGAGAAAUGUUGUAUACAACUGUAUUGUUCAGUAUUUCCUAACUAAAGCAGUAUUAAAUUUUUCUCUUCUUUCUUAAUCUGAGCUUAUCUUUGACAUCAUAUCACUUUAAAGAGUCGUUGCAUCUGGUGAUAUCAGCUCUUCCAGCUGAGCUAGCCAAGGAAAUAAACCUGUGAGUACAGAACAAGUAUACUGAACAAUUUAUUUUCUGUUUUAGAGAGAGAUUGGGUGAACACGGCAGUAGUUUGAGUUGUUGGGCUAUUAAUGUGUGCCUUGAUACAAACUGUUGAUGUCUUAGGUAAUCUGAGGAACUCAUUCCCCUUACUAAAACGGACUAAUAACACUUUCUAAUGUUACUUGGUUGGGACAAAGAAAUACAGUGAGUACCAUGACCAAUUAGAAUGCUAGGGACCAGGACAAUGCAGAAACUUAAGAGUAACUUUCCUGGGAACUAAGCUGUUUCAUGGGAAGAACAAAGAUAGAUGAUAAAAAUGAAUUCUUCAUGAUUAAUUUUGUAAACUAUCCUUUUCCUAGUAAGUGUUACUAAUGAAUAUGUGUCAACACUGUAGUAACUAUUCACGUAGUCAUUAAUAUUAUUGGUAGGUAGCAGUAUUUAUGAAGGAGCCUUUGUAUUGCAAAGCUUACUGUACUUGAUUAGUUACAUCCAGCUAGUGUAUACAAAAUAUUCUUGUGCAAUUAGGGAAUAAUACAAUCUGAUCAAUUGUCAAUGACUGAUAUUUUUCUUCAGUGUUACUCUAAAUUGGAGCCUUUUGUAAAACUACCUCACGACAAGAUUUACAGCCCUAGAGUAUCAACAGUAAAAUCAUAGCUUCCUUUAUAAAGCAGAAUCAGAAGCAUAAUAAGAAUAUUUCUAUUACUAACUUCAGUUCUCUUUUAGCAAUUCAAGCAAGUUUGUUUUGUGCAGGGAAGUUACGUGUAGAAGAGGGAAAGCAGAUCAGUUUGCAUAACUCUUUCAUGUCCUUCUAUCGUUAUUAAGGAAUAAAAACUAUUGCAUCAGCAGUACUGAAACACCAGUUUCUUUUUGCUUUUAUUUUCUCACAGCUUCUCAGUGAGGAAAUAUAGCACUGAGGCCAGCAUGCUCUUUUUUUGCUCUUAGUUUUUGCUCACCUUCCCUGUUGGAUUCAUGUCAGAGAUUUUCUUUCUCAAAGAGUUUUUAAUGCUCUCAUUGUGUGACCUACUCCUGGAAAUUGCUUGCUCCUGAUUAGCAGAUGCCCAAAGUCACUGACAUUAGCAUCCCUUGUAAUGAAGGGAGAUUGCUGCCAUGCAAAGGGAAAGGAGAGAGAAAUGGAAAAUUCCUCUCAGUGCCUCCCCUGGAAAGGCAGCCUUCUCAUAAUGAAUCACCAAGAGAAGUCUUCAUGAUGAUGGAUUAGGACCAGUGGGGGUGGCAGGAAAGAGUUGAAGGCAACAGGGAGUUAUUCUCUAAUUAUUCUUUCCUGACAAGAUAGAAUAACAGACACAUAGGGCUGUACAUCAAACUGCUGCUUCUUGCACUCUGCUCAUUACAGAAGCACCAGCAUCCCUCAUGGGCUGGAGCUACUCUUGAGAUAUCACACCCUAAGACAGUGGCUUUAACUGUCACCUUCCAUUGUAGCAAUGACAAGAUGGCUGGGUUGGGUUUUUUUUGUGAAGUAAGGGAAAAAAUGAGCACAGUGAAAGAAGUCAGGCUGCCCUGCUGUAUGUGCUACACAUAAAAGCUGCACGAUGAGCAGUCACAGGAGCUAGUAAUCUAAGCAUAUGGAUGUUAGUAACCUAAUGUACUGAACUUGAAGAUUUCCAUCGUUUCUGGUGGUUAUAUGGUAAGUGCCAAAAAAAGAAGAAAAAACAACAAA